This is a messenger RNA of Anthonomus grandis grandis, 1018 nucleotides long. Its product is annotated as adult-specific cuticular protein ACP-20-like. Lineage: Eukaryota; Metazoa; Arthropoda; Insecta; Coleoptera; Curculionidae. Gene Ontology annotation, cellular component: extracellular matrix. The record is from RefSeq and is a predicted model, not a curated record. The transcript is spliced from 5 exons. The coding region runs from base 18 to 779 and encodes 253 amino acids.
AAACGUACGCAGUGGCUAUGGUCUAUCUAAACUGGUUUCAUCAGAUUUUUUCCCGAAAAACUCUGCACCAGCUAAUACACAUUUGCCACCGCUAUAUAAACUUGUCACAAUGCUCCGGUUGGCAUCAGUAUUCUUUCGAAUUUGAUCAACAAUACAACUCAAGUUCAUCAAACAAGAUGCUAUCGUUCCUUUCACUCUUUUCACUAGCCCUCCUCGCCUCUAGUGUUUAUGGAGGAGCUGUAAGCUACAUCUCCGGAGGACUUGAUCUAGGAGGAGCAGGGUUAGGAAAUGUCGCACUAGGUGGCCUCAGCUUAGGAGGUGUUGGUUUAGGAGGAGUUGGCUUGGGAGGAGUUGGCUUGGGAGGUGUCGCUCUAGGAGGCUUAGGAGGUCUUGGUUUGGGAGGUGUUAAGCUCGCGCCUAUUUCAGUCGCCUCUGUUGCUCCUAUCGCCCAUGUGGCUCCUAUCGCUUCUUAUGCUGCUCCAGCAGUUGGUGUUGCCAAAUCAGUGGACUACUACACCCCACCAAAGUACGAAUACAAAUAUGCCGUCGGUGACGGACACACGGGUGACCAAAAGCAGCAGAGCGAGGUACGCGUUGGUGAUGUUGUUCAUGGAGAAUAUUCUUUGGCUGAACCCGAUGGUACUAUUCGUGUGGUUAAAUAUACUGCUGACAAGGUGAAUGGUUUCAAUGCUCAAGUAUCCAGAAUAGGACACGCGGUGCACCCCCAAAAGUCUUACGUCACUGGAGGGCUCGGAUUAGGCGGGAUCAAAUUGCUGUAAUCAGAAAAGGAAAGACUGAUCGUCUUAUGUUGACCCCUGUGUUAUAUCCAUGAUCACCAACUUUAUUUUAAUUAGUCUUACUCACUGUAUAUUUUACCAUUUUUUAGCUUGUAAUGGCUCAUCUAAUUUAUUUUAUAAUGAACUCGGCAUUUUCUAGGUGUAUAGUGCGUUAUUUGUGUAAAUUAGGUUAGUAGACCCUUAUGUGUUCAAAGAAGCAAUAAAGUUGUUUGUUAUUUGAA